Messenger RNA from Paramisgurnus dabryanus, 1170 nucleotides. Its product is annotated as G-protein coupled receptor 151. Lineage: Eukaryota; Metazoa; Chordata; Actinopteri; Cypriniformes; Cobitidae. Gene Ontology annotation, cellular component: plasma membrane. Gene Ontology annotation, molecular function: G protein-coupled receptor activity. The record is from RefSeq and is a predicted model, not a curated record. Gene Ontology annotation, biological process: G protein-coupled receptor signaling pathway.
AUGGCAGUGAACAGCUCAUUUUUGAGUUUCGAUGGAGGCAUUCAACAGUUAGAAGGUGAAGAUACCUCUAUAAUUCUACCAGCCGUUAUCGGUACGAUCAGUGGGAUUGGAAUCGGCGGGAAUGUUUUGGUGCUUUUGGUUUUAAUAUACAUUUUCACCAGACAGAGAGAAUCUGAGGCAUAUGUGAUGCUAGGCAACUUGAGCGCAACUGACUUGUUAAUACUCAGUCUGUGCGCUCCCGUGCGCGCGCUGACAUACUACAAGCGCACUUGGACACUGGGGCUAACGGCUUGCACAACUACGGAGUGGAUCCAGCAUAGCUGUCUGGCUGUAAAAGCUUAUACACUGUUAGCAGCAAACCAAGCACGCCAUAACUUUUCCUCCAAUCCCGAGGAGCACUCGCGUUUCCGUCCAAAGCACGUUUUGGUAACCUUAGUGAUAAUAUGGACGGUUGCGCUGGUUUUUCCAAUUCCUGAUAUCGUGUUCUCCAGGUUAAAAGAAGAUGGAAAUAUCAGUCUGUGUGUCUCUGAAUCACCAACUUACUCUCAAGAUGCAAUGCGUUUGUAUAGUAAAAUAUUACCGAUGGCCAUUUAUGUUCUCCCCAUCAUCCUCUCCACUGCGUGCCACAUCAGGACCAUCUUCCACAUCAAACCUAGUGCGCAUGAUGAGACGCUUGUGGCGCGCCAGUAUGAAAGUUCAUUGCUGUUCUUGAGCAUCAUCGCCAUGAACGCGCUUAUGAUGCUGCCCGAGUGGGCCUUUUGGGUUUGGGUGCGUCACAGCUCUGCCGAACGAUGCAAACCUCCAGCUGGCUUGCUGAUCUUCGGUCAAGUGUGCGUUUACCUAUCCAGCGCCUUUUGUCCCGCAAUCCUUCUCACAAUGCACGUGCCACUCAGAGAAAGUCUAAGUAAUUUGUGUUCCCUGUUAGCUUGUCGAGGUGCGAAACACAGGCUGAAGGGUAACGGUGAUGAGAUGCGCGUAGUGGUUACGAAGAUGCUGGAUGAGCGUGCAUGCGUGUCCACCCUGUGCAAAAUUGAAAGACAUUCAGAUGCGUCAUGCCAAACUCUCCCGGAUCUCCAGCAUUUUUGGAGCGAAAGGCGAAACACUACAGUCAUAGAGGAUGGGGAUCCGUUACCAUGGGAACGACUGAAUCAAAGCAACGUUGAACUUUAA